GGAAGCAAACUUCAACAGUUCCGUGGCCUUGAGUCCUGAGCUGUACAAAAGGCAGAAGGAAAGAAGGAAGGAAGGAAGGAAGGAAGGAAGGAAGGAAGGAAGGAAGGAAGGAAAGAAGCAGGAACCCUGGGCCUUCAGCUUCCUGCCUAUGGAUUCAAGGUGAGCAGUGCUCUCAAGCUCCAGCUGUCAAGACCCCCACCACAGUGGACCAAGCUGUCCUAACUCCCGCUCCCGCCUGUCGCUCUGGAGAUGGCCUUGCAUCUUCUUCUCCUCUUUGGGGCAUUCUGGGUCCAGGUGGUGAGCCCAGACAGUCUGCAGAGGACGACGAUGUUGCCAUCUACCCAACAUAUCGCAGCCCCAAAUACCUCUGAAGCCGAGAGUGCCAGCCCAUCAAUUUCUGUGGGGUCAGAGACAGUGGACCCGAAGGAGACCAUCAGCCCCUGGGGGCAGACCACAACCCCAGUUUCUUUGACCUCCUUGGAAACUACUGAAUUGUCUUCUUUGGGGACUUCUGCUGGUGCCAGCAUGAGCACCCCUGUACCUGAGCCUACUGCCUCUCAGGAAGUUUCCAGCAAGACAUCAGCACUGCUUCCAGAACCAUCAAAUGUAGCCAGUGACCCUCCUGUCACUGCAGCCAAUCCUGUGACAGACGGAACUGCAACAUCUACAUCUAUUUCUAAAGGAACCAGUGCAUCCCCCACCACUGUGACAACAAGCUCUGCGGAGACCAGUGGACCCUCUGUGGCUACAACAGUAAGCUCCAAGACCAGUGGUCCCCCUGUCACCAUGGCUACUGGGUCUCUGGGGCCCUCCAGUGAGCCGCAUGGACUCCCUGCUACCACAGCAACCAGUUCUGUGGAGAGUUCCAGUGUGGCCCGUGGCACCUCAGUCUCCAGCAUAAAAACAUCCACGACGUCUACCCAAGGUCCCAUAACCACCAGGUUGCCAAGCCAAGGAUCAAGUAACAUGUUACUGGUGCCCAUGCUUAUUGCCUUGAUAGUGGUUUUGGCUCUCGUGGCGCUACUGCUGUUGUGGCGCCAGAGGCAAAAGCGGAGGACUGGGGCCCUGACCCUGAGCGGAGGAGGAAAACGAAACGGGGUGGUGGAUGCCUGGGCUGGGCCAGCCCGAGUUCCUGAUGAAGAGGCCACAACCGCAUCAGGGCCAGGGGGCAACAAGGGCUCUGAGGUACUGGAGACAGAAGGCUCCGGGCAGAGACCCACGCUCACUACGUUCUUCAGCAGACGGAAGUCUCGCCAGGGCUCUUUAGUACUAGAAGAGCUGAAGCCUGGGUCGGGUCCCAACCUGAAGGGGGAGGAAGAGCCGCUUGUGGGCAGUGAGGAUGAAGCUGUGGAAACCCCAACUUCUGACGGGCCACAAGCUAAAGAUGAGGCCGCACCUCAAUCUCUAUGAGCAACAGGUAUUCACCCAAUCUGCUACUUAACCCCGGAUCCUGCUGUUAGCUGCCGCACACUCUGCAUUUGUGAAUAUUUGUGGACCAAAUCCAUCCACCCAUCCAUCCAUGCAUUCAUUUACACACACACCCGCAACCCCCCAGCCCCGCUGUCUCCCACCUCCCCUUCCUCUGUGCUUCCUUUGGAACCAAUUGCUGAAUCGCCAUGAGGAUAAUCUUAGUGAACCCACGUUUUCCCCGAGGAUCCCCCUUGGAAUUCUGGGAUCCAACAGGCCAGAAAACUCCCUAGGAUGAAGCUGUGAAGCCCAUGCACUCACGCCCUCCUCAAUAGGGGCCCCUUCAGGAAUGCCUCUCAACUACCAUUUGCUUUGGGGCCAGCUUAGAGCCUGGAUGGCAACAUCCAGCUUGCUCUUGGGUGAACUGUGACCUGUGACUUUUCCCAGAGCACUCUGAUUUGGGGCUGGCUGGAAGCUGCUGGGGGGAGCCUGCCAGAGAUCCAUCACUUCUCCUUGAGUUAGGGAUGUGGAGAGUUUCUGGCUUCAUGUAGUCCCGCACCUACUGUGUCCACUCAGAAGUAUGGUUUGUGUGCAAGAUAGGACAAUUUGGGUGAUGGUUGCAAACAGUACUGGUGAAUAUAGACCAUGGGAGAAAGCAGGGCAGAGGCUGGUGAGUUCCAAAAGGAGGGACCCAGGAGCUGUACCCUGUCUGCUGAAAAUCUAAGUGUGUCUGCAGCCCCCAGAAGAAUGCAAAUGUGAUGGGGAUUAAAUGUGCCAUCAAGUGUGCGUUCUUCAGCUAAGCUGCCAUAUCCUUCCCUCAGAGGUUCCCUCACACCAGCUCUCACCACGCCCACACCGUGCACACACCAGUAGGCACACAUGCAAGAGCAGGAGAGGAGUCAGGCCAGUGCGGUGACUGGGUGGUGCAAACCACUGGUGUUGAUGCUUUCCUCUACAGGGUCAGUUGUCUGUUAUUCUCUUCCAUCCCAAGGCUGAAGUCUUCCCUUGUCUCAGGGUAAUAAGAGAGAGUUAAAUGAAAGACAGGCCCAAGAGGUGGGACAUGGUUGCCAGAGAGUCCCUAAGGGUCUGAGGUACAGAGAGGGGACAGGCCACAAUUGUGCUGCCUCUGACCCCACCAGCCUCUGAUACCAGCCGGGCACGUGGUCCAAAGGUGGCUGCUGGAGGAGAUUUGCAAGAGGAAGCUGUUGAGUCAGAGGGCCCUGCCCUUGAGAACAGACUGACCUACAGAAAGAGAUGUGUGCGUGCGAUUGUGUGUGGCCUGGAUGGGAAAGGGGAAGGGGAGGAGAUGGCUCAAUGCUUGAGAGCACUGGCUGCUCUU
Messenger RNA from Mus caroli (Ryukyu mouse), 2746 nucleotides. It is a transcript of the gene Spn, whose product is annotated as sialophorin. NCBI's taxonomy places the organism in Eukaryota, Metazoa, Chordata, Mammalia, Rodentia, Muridae. Gene Ontology annotation, molecular function: transmembrane signaling receptor activity; heat shock protein binding. Gene Ontology annotation, biological process: regulation of immune response; regulation of T cell migration; defense response to bacterium. Gene Ontology annotation, cellular component: external side of plasma membrane. The record is from RefSeq and is a predicted model, not a curated record.